Messenger RNA from Neocloeon triangulifer, 1412 nucleotides. Its product is annotated as zinc transporter ZIP1-like. The record is from RefSeq and is a predicted model, not a curated record. The transcript is spliced from 5 exons. NCBI's taxonomy places the organism in Eukaryota, Metazoa, Arthropoda, Insecta, Ephemeroptera, Baetidae. Bases 96 to 1013 code for a protein of 305 amino acids. Gene Ontology annotation, cellular component: plasma membrane. Gene Ontology annotation, biological process: zinc ion transmembrane transport. Gene Ontology annotation, molecular function: zinc ion transmembrane transporter activity.
CAUGUGAUCCUGACGGAUCGUGCGGAACGCGUAUAAUUUCGUCUCGCAGAUUUUUCUUCUUUUUCGACGCAGCUGCGAAGUUUUUGCACAGAACGAUGGACAUCACGACGGUGAAAUGCAUCGUCCUCAUGGCGACCCUGUUGGUGACCAUGGUCUUCAGCCUCUUGCCGCUCAGGAUGAUGGCAACGUACAGGCACACCCAGGACAUGGCUAAACGCGCCAAGUUUUCCCAGUUUAUUGGUUUGAUGAGCUGUUUUGCUGGAGGAGUUUUCAUGGCCACUGGUCUCCUUGACCUUUUCCCUGAGGUUCAAGACAAUGUGGAAAAGGGACUGGACUUGCUGCAUAUACAUACAUCAUUUCCAGUACCAGAGUUCAUCGUCGUCUUUGGUUUCUUAUUUGUUGUGGUUCUUGAGCAGAUUGUCUUGGACUGCAAACACAGCGACCAACCUAUAGCUCACGAAGUCCCGCAAGCAGACUUGGAGCAAAGCACAGAAGUUCUCGAGGACGGCGAAAGGUCCCUAGGGUCCGAAAUCCCAGAUCCUACCGAUCAUGUCCAUCCAAGCCUAAGGUCCGUCCUUUUGGUGGCUGCCUUGUCUCUGCACUCCGUUCUAGAGGGGGUGGCCAUCGGCCUGCAGCCAAGUGUGGACAGCGUAGUGCAGAUCUCGGCAGCAGUGAUGCUGCACAAGGCGGUGAUUGCCUUCAGCUUGGGUCUCAACUUAGUGCAGAGUGCUCUCGGACUCACAGCAAUUCUCCAGUCCUGUUUGAUUUUCUGUUCGACGUCCCCAAUCGGAAUCGGCCUGGGCAUGUUGGCUGACGAAAUGGGCCACACACCAGAGUCAAUCUUGAUGAACGGCGUCCUGCAGGGAUUAGCAUGCGGCACUUUUAUUUAUGUAACGUUUUUUGAAGUGCUGCCCAGGGAACUGAGCAAUGGCAUCCAAAGAUUGCCCAAAGUACUCGCAGUGCUCAUCGGCUUCUCCUCGGUGUGCGGAGUUCUAUUUUUGGACCCAAGUUAAUUUUUUGAGUAAAUUAAUAUUUACUCGCCAGUUCUAGUGGCGGGCCAAUUGAGCUACCUCCUUUUUUGGAGUGGUGACGUGUUUAUAUUUUGAUAUUGCUACGACUGCUAUAACUUGAACAGAUAUGGACGUGACUAUUUAUUUUAUCAACAGUUUGGUGAAAAUUCAACCUACACAGAGGCCAUUUUAUCUUCAAUCCACCUGCAUUUUUGUUUAAUCAGUCAUUUAUUUUUCUUUGUCAAUCCCAUAGCCAUUUGAAAAGCUUUCAAUGCUAAGGCUGAAUAUAUUUUAUUAAAAUCUUUUUAAGUUCAUUAACACUGUGAUAAGGCAGCAUGAUAUUGUACAAUAAUACAGCUGGAUUAUUAUGUAUUUUAAUAAAGUUAUUUUACAUUAAGAAAA